This is a messenger RNA of Vitis riparia (riverbank grape), 639 nucleotides long. RefSeq lists its product as uncharacterized. The transcript is spliced from 4 exons. The coding region runs from base 7 to 534 and encodes 175 amino acids. NCBI's taxonomy places the organism in Eukaryota, Viridiplantae, Streptophyta, Magnoliopsida, Vitales, Vitaceae. The record is from RefSeq and is a predicted model, not a curated record.
CCAAAAAUGGGACUCGUUCCAAGUCUCAUGAGAAAAGGGUUGUCGCAAAAACAAAUUGUCAGUCUUGCAAUGGAGGGAGUUUUGAAGAAUCUUGGGCCACGUAGGUAUGACAACUUCGAGGACUUCCAUUCUUCUAUUCUCAGCAUCCUCAAAACUGCCAACUCUGCGCUGCCUGGUAGACAUUUUGAAGCACCAUCACGUCGGGAAGUAGAGAAGGCUUUUGCAGAAUGGAAAAGCUCUAGUGAUGACAAAAAGGAGAAAAUAUUCAUGAAGUUGCUUGAGAGCACAAAGCUUGGCGAGAUAGAUAACAUUACCCUGAUAGUAGGCCUGGCGAUACCACCCUUCUCCAUGGUGGCAAAGAGUGCAGGAGAGAAAGCACCUCCCUUCAAAAUGAUCAAGAAUGUCCCUGACGCCUUGUUUGUGCCCUCAUUCACACUGUUAUCUCUUGUCUCAGUUAAGCUGAUCAGAAAAGUUUUGGAAAAUUUUACAUUAGGAGAAGAAGAAGAAGAAAAAGGAAUAAAUGCAGGUACCUGAUAUCAUUGUUGUGGUUGUGCCCUUGAUCACAUUUUCAUCUCCCUUCCCUGUUAAGCUCCUUGGAAGGAUCCUUGGAAUUCAAGAUCACUGUUUGUAUUACCCCCA